Molecule: messenger RNA, 1713 nt
Organism: Malaya genurostris
Lineage: Eukaryota; Metazoa; Arthropoda; Insecta; Diptera; Culicidae
Product: thymus-specific serine protease-like
Exons: 4
Coding region: 108-1661 (517 amino acids)
Biological process (GO): proteolysis
Molecular function (GO): serine-type exopeptidase activity; dipeptidyl-peptidase activity
Source: RefSeq, a predicted model, not a curated record
CCUCUAACUACCGCAAAAGUGACCGCUACAAAAGUGUUCGAGUUGUGAUUAUUGGCGAGUAGGAAGCAGUAAAGUUCUGGUAUGCUGUGACAGUAGGACACGAGGCCAUGAAACCGAUUGUCCUCAUCACGCUGACGGUGAUAGCCGCAGCUGCUACAGCCGUUCCACGAGCCCAGGAAAAUGUUGGCAAGACCCAUGUGCUGGUAGAUGAGAUAAUAGCGAAACGUGCCGCCAACGCUGGAGCAACUGUUCCGGUGAACAGCCCUGACCCGAACCCACGGCUUGUGAUUGAAAAUUUCUUCACAACCAAAGUGGAUCACUUUAAUCCGCAGAACGCAGAAGAAUGGACUUUGCGAUACUUUUCGAUGCCGGAUUUCUAUCGCCCCGGAGGUCCCAUUCUUAUUUUCUUGGGUGGCUGGACGGCCAUUGUUCCUUGGAUGAUAGACAGCAGCUCGUUGAUCUAUGAAAUAGCCGAAGAGUUGCACGGUGCCGUGUAUGCUUUCGAGUCUCGUUUCUACGGGGAAAGUAAAAUUACUGAAAACAUGAGUACGGACAAUUUGCGUCUGCUGAGCACUGACCAAAUUCUAGCGGAUUUGGCAGAAUUUGUCACCUACCUGAAAAGGACCGUACUGAAGAAUGAGUUUGCACAUGUGCUGGUGGCAGGUGCGGAAUACGGUGGAGGACUGGCAACCUGGUUCCGGGUUCGUUAUCCACAUCUGGCCGACGCUGCGUGGGCCUCCAGUGGCUACCAGAACGCGAUCAUGGACUUCCAGGAGUUCUCGGAGUCCUGGGGCGAUUCGUUGAUCGAGUUCGGCAGUCAGGAGUGUUACAACGAGAUUUUUGUGGCCUUCCAUGUGAUGCAAAAUUUGAUUGAUGUUGGACUGGCCAAUGUUCUGUUCGAAAAAUUCAACAUCUGUACGGAAAUCGUUGUGGACGAUCGCAUCCAAGUGAUGUACUUUUUCUAUAUGUUAAUGACUUCGGUUGAAAUCUAUACUCUGCAGAAUCGAAACAUUUCUGAUUUUGCUGAAGUGUGCGAUGAUCUUACGGCUAAAGAUGCGGAAACUGCCGUGGAUGCAUUCGCCAAAUGGUUUAACACAAAAUUCGUUGCCGAUCUUGGCUGUGUCGUUGUCGACCUGGAUGAGGUUGUGGAGCACUACAGUCAAAUUGAUUGGGAAUCCGACUUCUACCGGGAAGGCGUUCGCCAGCAACUGUACCAGAAGUGUACCGAGUUUGGAUGGUUCAUUACAACGGAUUCGGACUUCCAGCCGUUCGGAAAUCGAGUUAUGAUAGAACUGCACUCGGAAAUAUGCCAGCGAGUGUUCGGUGACUGGCAGAGCUUCGAAACAAUGUAUUACGGCAUAACCCGGGCCAAUAAUCGUUUCGGUGCGGACUCGCCGGCUACAACCCAGAUUCAUCUCACCAACGGUGCUGCCGAUCCGUGGCGCAGGGCUAGUAUUACCCAUGAUCUUAAUCCGUAUGCGCUAGCUGAUGUUAUUCCGAGAGAACUGAGCAGUUCGGAUAUUCGCGCUAUUUCCGACACGGACUCCGAGGAACUGCUGGAGGUGAAACGCAGAAUCAAGUCAUUGGUGGCCUCUUAUCUGUUUCCGGUGAAUCCAAGGACGGUAGAGAAUGUAGAGAACCAGUCAGCAGAAGAGAAAUGAGCUGUUCGCUGCCUGGUGUGGAAAAAAUCGAAGAAAUGUAGUUUUCUAAAUU